ACUUUAGGCGUUUUGACGUGACUGUGGUAGUCGCGUCAGUCUGAGAAGAACCGCCCCUUGGCAGUGUUCAGUGAGCGCUGUGUAUUAGUCUCAAACACUUAUUCCACAGGGAAAGAGCAACUUCGGUCCGUCCGCGGAGCCGAGGAACCACAGAUACAAGCGACACAAAUGGCUGCAAUCGUGCGCUCAACUUGGACUCUGGUUUGGAUUUCUACGAUAGUUUCGAGCACACGGAUUUAUCCCCCAAAUGAAGUGACAUUAUUGGACUCAAGAACAGUGCAAGGCGAAUUAAAAUGGGUUGCCAGUCCAACGGAAGGAGGGUGGGAAGAAGUGAGCAUCAUGGACGAGAAAAACACCCCCAUACGGACCUACCAAGUGUGCAACGUGAUGGAGCCCAACCAGAAUAACUGGCUCCGGACAGACUGGAUCCCACGCGGCGGGGCCCAGCGCGUCUACAUCGAGAUCAAGUUCACGCUGCGGGACUGCAACAGUCUUCCCGGCGUCAUGGGAACCUGCAAGGAGACCUUUAACCUCUACUACUAUGAGUCCAACAACGACAAGGAGCGCUACAUUCGUGAGAACCAGUUCUCCAAGAUCGACACCAUCGCCGCCGAUGAGAGCUUCACGCAGGUGGAUAUCGGGGACCGCAUCAUGAAGCUCAACACCGAGGUCAGAGACGUCGGGGUGCUGACCCGGAAGGGCUUCUACCUGGCCUUCCAGGACGUGGGCGCCUGCAUCGCACUGGUGUCCGUGCGGAUCUUCUACAAGAAGUGCCCGCUCACCGUGCGCAACCUGGCGCAGUUCCCGGACACCACCACGGGUGCCGACACCUCCUCGCUGGUGGAGGUGCGCGGCUCCUGCGUGGACAACUCGGAGGAGCGCGAGGUUCCCAAGAUGUAUUGCGGGGCGGACGGAGAAUGGCUGGUGCCCAUCGGCAACUGUCUGUGCAACCCUGGAUUCGAGGAGCGGUCAGGAGCCUGCCAAGCCUGUAGGAUUGGCUACUACCGGGCUCUGGCCACCGAUGACAGCUGCUCCAAGUGUCCCCCCCACAGCUACUCCGUGAGCGAGGGCUCCACGUCCUGCGCCUGUGAUAAGGGUUUCUUCCGGGCCGAGACUGACCCAGCCUCCAUGCCCUGCACACAACCCCCGUCUGCUCCCCAGAACCUCAUCUCCAAUGUGAACGAGACGUCGGUCAACCUGGAGUGGACGGCGCCAGCCUCCUCGGGCGGCCGUUCGGACCUGGCUUACAACGUGGUGUGCAAGCGCUGCGGGCCGGGCCCGUCCCCAGGUGCACCGAGCUUGUGCGCGCCCUGCGGCAACGCUGUCCACUUUUCGCCGCAGCAGCUGAGCCUGCGCGCCACCCGCGUCUCCAUCACCGACCUGCAGGCCCACACCAACUACACCUUCGAGAUCUGGGCGGUCAACGGCGUGUCUACGCAGAGCCCCGGGCCUCAACAGGCCGUCUCUGUCACCGUCACCACCAACCAGGCCGCUCCAUCUCCUGUUACGUCCAUCCAGGCCAAGGACAUCACCAGGCACGCUGUGUCGCUGGCCUGGCAGCAGCCCGAAAGGCCCAACGGGGUCAUCCUGGAGUACGAGGUCAAGUACUAUGAGAAGGACCAGAAUGAGCGUAGCUACCGCAUCAUGAAGACGGCCUCCCGCAGCGCUGAUGUGAAAGGCCUGAGUCCGCUGACGUCCUAUGUGUUCCGUCUCGCACCCCGCCCGACUCACGGAGACUUCAAGCGCCUUGAGUUCAUGACCAACUCAGUGCCGUCUCCCAUCAUAGGUGACGGUGCCAACUCCACCGUGCUGCUGGUGUCCGUCAUCGGCAGUGUCAUCCUCCUCAUCAUCUUCAUCGCUGUCUUCGUCAUCAGCCGCAGGAGGAGCAAGUACAGCAAAGCCAAGCAGGACUCAGACGAGGAGAAACACCUCCACCCAGGAGUGAGGAUAUAUGUGGACCCGUUCACCUAUGAGGACCCCAACCAGGCUGUGCGUGAGUUCGCCAAGGAGAUUGAUGCGUCCUGCAUUAAGAUUGAAAAGGUCAUCGGCAUCGGAGAGUUUGGUGAGGUGUGUAGCGGGCGUCUGAAGAUGCCAGGGAAGCGGGAGAUCUGUGUGGCCAUCAAAACGCUGAAGGCAGGCUACACGGACAAGCAGAGGCGGGACUUCCUGUCCGAGGCCAGCAUCAUGGGCCAGUUCGACCACCCCAACAUCAUCCGCCUGGAGGGCGUCGUCACCAAAUGCAAGCCGGUGAUGAUCAUCACAGAGUACAUGGAGAACGGAUCCCUGGACGCCUUCCUGCGGAAGAACGAUGGGCGCUUCACCGUCAUCCAGCUGGUGGGCAUCCUGCGUGGCAUCGCCUCGGGCAUGAAGUACCUGUCCGAUAUGAGCUACGUGCACCGCGACCUGGCCGCCCGCAACAUCCUGGUCAACAGCAACCUGGUCUGCAAGGUGUCUGACUUCGGCAUGUCCCGCGUGCUGGAGGAGGACCCAGAGGCGGCCUACACCACACGGGAAAUAACGGGAACCUAUCAAUCGCAGGGAGGAAAGAUCCCCAUUCGCUGGACAGCACCAGAGGCCAUCACAUACAGGAAGUUCACUUCGGCGGCGUUUACGGAGCUUCUGACAUUGUUAUGUGGAAGUGAUAUGCCUGAUGGGGGAGCGCCAUAUUGGGACAUGAGCAACCAGGACGCCCAACACGGCUCUGUUGGACCCCAGCAGUCCUGA
Molecule: messenger RNA, 2724 nt
Organism: Alosa alosa (allis shad)
Lineage: Eukaryota; Metazoa; Chordata; Actinopteri; Clupeiformes; Clupeidae
Gene: epha4a
Product: eph receptor A4a
Biological process (GO): cell surface receptor protein tyrosine kinase signaling pathway; negative regulation of axon extension; protein phosphorylation
Cellular component (GO): neuron projection; membrane
Molecular function (GO): transmembrane-ephrin receptor activity; protein binding; ATP binding
Source: RefSeq, a predicted model, not a curated record